AUGCUUAACGAAAAAGUCAUAGGAGAAUAUGUUUAUUUAGUAUCUGAAGAAUAGAAAGUUGGAAUUGGUUAAUUCAGUCAUGUUUAUAGAGGAUAUCAUGAAAAGACUAAAAAACCAGUGGCAAUUAAAUAGAUUGACAAAAAAAAGAUUAAAGGCAUUUUUGAAUAGAUGCUAAGAAAUGAAAUUAAUAUCCUUAAGCUCUUGAAUCAUUAAUACAUACUAAAAAUGUAUGCAUACUAUGAAACAGCAAACAAUUAUUAUAUAAUAACAGAAUUUUGUGAAACAGGUAAACUACUUAUGAAUAAAUGAUAGAUAUACUAUAAAUAUUAAAAUAAAAAGGAUCACUAUCUGAAAACAUGGUAAUUAAUUAUGUAUUAUAAAUUGGCGAAGCAUUAAAAUACUUAAAUUCAAAAAGUAAUCUUUCAUUUUUAUAUUUAAGAAAUCGUUCAUAGAGACAUUAAACCAUCAAAUAUUCUUAUAUAUGAAGGAGAAGUAAGAUUAGCAGAUUUUGGCUUUGCGGUUCAUUAAGAUAAAGCUGGAAUAUAAGACAGAUAAUUUUAGAUUGGAUCUCCAUUAUAUAUGUCUCCAGAAACAUUAUUAAAAAAUGAAUACAAUCAUAAAACAGAUUUAUGGUCUUUGGGAGUAUUAUUUUUUGAAAUGAUUUUUGGUAUAUAUUUCAAUUUUAAAAUCAAGGUGUUGUUCCAUUUUUCUCUAUUGAGAUGGAUGAUUUAAUUAGAAAAUUAUAACAAUAUCAAAAGGAUUAUAAAUUAAUGUUUAAAUAUCCAAUAUCAGAAGCCUGUACUGAUGCUAUUAGGAAUCUAUUAGCUUAUGAUCCAAUUCAUAGAUGUGAUAUUAAACAAUUAGAAAUAAUACUCAAAAAUAAUUCAAAAAAUAGAAUACUUGAAGAUGCUAGUAUUCAUUCAUAAUAAAGAGCAAUUACUCCUGAAUAAAAAAGAAGAGCUACUCCUGAUUAAAGUUCUUAAAAUAGAAGCAAAGUUAAUGUUGUCAAAAAAGAAUUAAUCAAAGUUAGUGGUUCUGCUUAAAGUUUAGAUAAAAAAGCUACAUAUUUUAUAAAAAGUAAAUAUAAUAAAGAAGAUGAUUAAUAAAAUUCAAAAAGAGAUGAAAAUAUAGGAACUGAUAGAAAAGAUAAUGGAGCUUAUGAAAAUUCAAUAAUUAAGAUUCAUGAUGAAAAUCCAUAAAAAAAUGAAAUUGAACAAUUAAAAAUGAAUAAUGAAGAAUUCUUAGCCUUCAUAAAUUAAAAAUUAGAAAUGCUAAAAAGAGAAGAUCAAAAUCAAAAUAAAUAAAUUAAUGAAUGUCAAUUAUUGUUAGUAUGAAUUUUUUUACAUUUUAGUAUCAAUAUUAUGGGAAAGAUCAGGAUAUACUCUAAGCUUUGAAAAAUAAGGAACUAAAUAGUUGA
This is a messenger RNA of Paramecium sonneborni, 1417 nucleotides long. NCBI's taxonomy places the organism in Eukaryota, Ciliophora, Oligohymenophorea, Peniculida, Parameciidae. The record is from the annotation of a GenBank genome assembly.